Planococcus citri (citrus mealybug) is the source of this 12129-nucleotide messenger RNA. RefSeq names its product SAXO downstream of blistered (gene Sdb). Gene Ontology annotation, molecular function: microtubule binding. The transcript has 6 exons. Lineage: Eukaryota; Metazoa; Arthropoda; Insecta; Hemiptera; Pseudococcidae. The coding region runs from base 263 to 11713 and encodes 3816 amino acids. The record is from RefSeq and is a predicted model, not a curated record. Gene Ontology annotation, cellular component: cytoskeleton; axonemal microtubule; sperm flagellum.
CGUGAUCCGCGCCUUCGCAAUAACGAGCUCAAAGCACUGUAUACGAUAUGGUAUAGAUGCCUAGCCUACGUAUUUUUUCUAACUCUUUCGCUCCGUACAAAUCAACUUGCAUCCAGUAACCAGUUUCAUCCGAUACGUGCAACGUUAUAAUAUUAAAUUGUGUCGUUCUUAACGCUUAGUUAGUUCUUUUUUUCCGCUUUUAAUUAUUUAUAUUAUUAUUUUAUUUAAAAGAACGUGAUUGUUUCGCGAUACUGGUGAAAAAAUGACGAGAACGGUGACGACCAAAGUGACAGGCAAAUCGAGCGCUUCCUCGAAGAGCAAAUUUUCACCCAAGGAGAAAGUGAAACUGGUAGGAUCAAAAAUCAUAAAAUCGUCGAGCAAGAAAAAAGUGCCAGAUAAAUUGGAAUCAAAAAGCAACGAAAAUGUCGCCGACGCAACCUACGUAAUCACUCGAGAAACAACCGAAACCAGCGGCAAAGUUAAACAAUCGUCGCAGUCUCAAAAAGAUGUUAAAAUCACUUCGACCUCGUCCACUUCCAAUGUAGCUUCUGAUUCACAAAUCCAGUCCUCUGAUUCACGUUUUUCCAGCGAAGUUCGUGGAAACUCGAGUACGCAGCAAGAAGGUAAUUCCCCGAACGAGACUAGACGCGAAAUACGUAACUUUUUAAACGAAAUCGACGGCGAUUUUCACGCUACUUAUAAUCAAAACUAUGGCCAAAACGUCGCCUCUGGUUCGACUCGCGAUCAAAGUGAAAAUUUCAUAAAUACCGAACGUGUUACGACGAGUAAUUCGUACGAAAAUGGUAAUUACGUUAACGGAAAUCGUAACAAUGUGGAAUUCCAGAGCUCCCAGGUCACUCAGACUUCUACACCUAAUUCUAAAACCACCACAAAGACUCGUACGCAAACAACCACGAGCCAAUCAGGUGGUAAGAAAUUCACCAACAAAGAUGGCGACUAUAAGGCUAAAUUAGUCGGAGGAAAAAUAGUAAAAACUUCGAAUAAAAAAGACACCAAGUCCAAAAGCAAGAACUCGGCCGAAACAUCGAGUAAAAAUACAAUCAAUCGUUCCUACGAAUCAAACGACGAGCAGAAUUAUUAUCAAACUAAUGUCACUUCCAGCUCCAGCAGCCAAUUUUACGAUAAUCAAAUGUCAGAUAACUUGCAGUCGUCAUCGUAUGCCAAUAAUUCUCACAUCGAUUACAUCGACAAUGUGAGGAAUACCGCAAAUAUGGGUAAUUCGCAAAUGUAUCACGAUAGUGGUUUCGAUUCCACCCUCGAAGAGGCUAUUUAUUCGUCAAAAAUUCAACAAGAAACUACCGACAGGAUGAACAUCCAGCGAGAUUCUUAUACCACCAAUCAAACGGAUUAUUCGAAUUAUAACAUCGUUGAUAAUUCAAUUUCCAAUCAAUUCGUAGAUUCGACAAAUAUUUUACACGAUUCGGCCUACGAUAGCAGGAAUUAUUCCAAUAAUGUCAGACAGACGUCUUUUGACAAUGCAGAACUGUCUAGAAGUUACAUCAUUGAUGAUUCCAUUGUGAAUAGGAAUACUUUCGAUACAUCAGAUAUCUCCAGAAGCUACAUUGUUGACAAUAGGGACACAAUCAAUACUGCUGAUAUCACCAGAAGCUACAUUGUCGACAAUAGAGACACAAUCAAUACUGCUGAUAUCACCAGAAGCUACAUUGUCGACAAUAGAGACACGAUCAAUACCACUGAUAUCUCCAGCAGCUACAUUGUCGACAAUAGAGACACAAUCAAUACCACUGAUAUCUCCAGCAGCUACAUUAUUGAUAACAGAAACACAAUCGAUACCUCCGAUAUCUCCAGGAGCUACAUUAUUGACAAUAGAAACACCAUCGACACAGCUGACAUCUCCAGGAGCUACAUCAUCGAUGACUCCGCAGUCAUCAACAGAAACACUUUCGAUAACACCGAUAUCUCCAGAAGUUACAUCAUCGAUGACUCCAUCACAAAUAGGAAUGUAUUCUACGACCAAGUUGUCCAAGAUGUUGAUCAACGAGUAGUCCAAGAAGUCUCCAAUAUAUCUUCAACCUACGACAAUGUCGACUACAGGAAUUUCUCAUCGAUCGAUGUAGUAGAUCGAUCUUCUGUCAAUACAUUCAUCGAUGAACGUCUCAUUCAAGAUGCAUCCAUCAUUCAACAAUCCUCCAACAUCAACUCUUUCAUCGACGAACGAAUUGUCCAAGAAUCAGCUGUUGUCGACACGUUUGUCAAUGAAAAAAUCAUUCAAGAGACUUCCAAUAUCAACACCGCCUUUGUAGAUGAAAGAAUCAUUACCAAUAGAAAUGCCAUUGUUGAUGAAACUCUAUACACAGACGUCCGCCAAUCCACUUAUGAUAAUGUUGAUCUUACCAGUAAUUUCACUAAUGUCAACGAAUCCUCCAUAUCUACCAGAACAGAUGUGUUUGUCGAUGAGAGGGUUAUUCAAGAAAAAGCAACCAUCGAACGAACUGACGAAAGGUUAUCUCAGAGGAAUGUUGCCAAGACUCGUAAAGAUACCAGAACCACCAGCCAUAAGGAGCAAUGCAUUUGUGAAAUUUGCACUUGCGGACGUCACAGAUGCCCUCAUACUCCCGUCAAUGAUGGUCCAAUAAUUACGUAUGCGGAUGAAACCACCACCAAGACUGAUUAUGAAGUUCAAUUCCAGCACAAAUAUGCCGAAAGGCAAGAAGCAAUUCACAUGGAAGAUAACUUACAUUUAGAAGGUGAAUAUCACCUUGAACGUCGAGAUGACUUCACUGCUCUCUAUGGUGAGCGAGAAAUUGUUAAAAGGCCCACAGAUAACUUGAAACUCGAGGGUAAUUUUGAAAGACCAACCAGACCUGCCAUAUUACCAGCAGAACGUCCAAAACCCAUCAAACCAUCUGACAAUUUGAAACCAGAGGGGGAUUUUGAAAGGCCAGAACGUCAAAAAGUCAUUCCUGCUGAGAGGCCCUCUCCAAUAAAACCUGCUGACAAUUUGAAACCCGAAGGUGAAUUCGAACAACCAACUCCAACCAGAGUGCAACCAAGCGAACGACCGAAACCGAUUAAACCCUCUGAUAAUUUAAAACCAGAGGGUGAAUUUGAAAGACCACAUCCAACCAAAGUUUUACCUGGUGAAAGACCAACUCCAGUCAAACCAUCUGAUAAUUUACGCCCUGAAGGUGAUUUUGAACGCCCAAAACCAUCUGAAUUCCAACCAGCUGAAAGACCUAAACAGAAAAAACCAGAUGAUAAUUUACGUCCUGAAGGAGAGUUUGAGCGUCCAUUACCAGCAAAGUUUGUACCAGCAGAGAGACCAAAGCAGAAAAAACCAGAUGAUAAUUUACGUCCUGAAGGAGAUUUUGAGCGGCCAAAACCAACUGAAUUUAUCCCUGCUGAAAGACCCAAACCAAAAAAACCAGGAGAUAACUUACGCCCAGAAGGAGAAUUUGAGAGACCCAAACCAACUGAGUUUGUUCCAGCUGAAAGGCCCAAACCUAAAAAGCCUGGUGAUAAUUUACAUCCUGAAGGAGAUUUUGAACGACCUAAACCAAAGGAGUUUGUUCCUGCCGAAAGGCCCAAACCUAAAAAGCCAGAGGAUAAUUUACGCCCUGAAGGAGAUUUUGAACGUCCAAAGCCAGCUGAAGCUCCCACUGGUGAGAGGCCCAAACCAGUAAAACCCUCUGACAACCUGAAGCCAGAAGGAGAAUUUGAACGUCCUGUGAAAACUACACCUGGUGUACCUGAUCGUGCUGUUGUUGUUAAACCUGUAGACAACUUGAAACCUGAAGGUGAAUUCUUUGGUCAGCGGGUCAUAACUGAAGAGUUUCGACAUACAGUUGGAGAAAGAGCAGAGGUUCAUAGACAUGUGGAUAACUUGGUCACAGGUGGAACAUUUAUUGCUGAAACUACCCAACAAACUGAAUUCACAGGAAUGCAAGUAGAAAGACCUAAACUGAUUCGAAGAAACACAUUCACAAAACUUGAAGGAGAUAUAACAACUGAAACCACAAGUUCUCUUCAUUUUAGACAGCACCAAAAUGUUGAGAGAACAACAAAAGUUACAAGAAAAGAAGACAAUAUUGUAUUAGGAGAUGAAACCUUUCAGGUUACCACUCAGAAUCGUGAUGACUAUCCUGAGAGGUGGAUUGUAAAACCAGAAAAACCAAGAAAACAUGUUGAUAAUUUGCAAGUGACAGGUGAAUUUUACUCAUCUACUAGCACAAAAGAAGAUUUCCAAGCCUAUCAAGAUGUCACAACAAGAGAAACAAUCAGAAGAAGACAAGAUAAUUUGAUCACAGAAGGUACCAUGAUUCUAGAAACAUCUGCUAUGACUGAUUUUACAGAAAAAAUACCAGAACGUGUUAAACCUCAAAGAAGAAGAACAUGGACAAAGCAAGAUGGUGAACAAUACUUUGAAACUACAACAUCUGAAGAAUUUAAAGCUCAAGUGACAGAACGAGUCUCCAAAGUUGUCCGCCAAGAUAACCUUAGAAUAGACACCAGUAAAUUUGAUAGUACAACCACUGCUCAAGAAUUUUAUCAGGUGCAUGAGGCUGAAGAAAGAGUUAGACCAAAAAAACCAAAAGAUAACUUGAAACCUGAAGGGGAAUUUGAGAGGCCAAUUAUUGAAGAAAUUGAGAUGGUCAAGAGACCUGAACCUAUUAAACCAAAAGAUAAUCUCAAACCAGAGGGAGAAUUUGAAAGACCCAAACCUAAAAAAGUAUUGAAAGCAGAACGCCCUAAACCUGUAAAACCAGAAGAUAAUCUUAAACCUGAAGGUGAUUUUGUGAAACCAAGGAAAGAAAAAUUUGUUCCUGCUGAACGUGUGAAACCUGUUAAGCCUGAUGACAACUUAAAACCUGAAGGUGAAUUUGAAAGACCAACUGCCACAGAAUUUGUCCCGGUAGAAAGGCCAAAACCUGUUAAACCAUGUGAUAAUUUAAAACCUGAGGGAGAAUUUGAAAAACCAGAAAGAUCUCAAUUUAUACCAGCAGAAAGGCAAAAACCAAUCAAGCCAGAUGACAAUCUUAAGCCAGAGGGUGACUUUGAGAGACCCAAGCAAACAGAAUUUAAACCAGCAGAAAGACCCAAACCAGUCAGACCCUGUGACAAUUUAAAACCAGAAGGAGAAUUUGAAAAACCACAUAAAUCAGAAUUUGUUCCAGGUGAAAGACCUAAGCCAGUUAAGCCAGGUGAUAACUUGAGACCAGAAGGUGACUUUGAUAGACCAAAACCAGCAGAAUUUGUACCAGCAGAAAGACCAAAACCAGUUAAGCCAGGAGAUAAUCUCAAACCAGAGGGUGAUUUUGAAAGGCCAAAACCAGCCAAAUUUGUUCCGGCUGAAAGGCCAAAACCUGUUAAGCCUGAUGAUAAUCUCAAACCAGAAGGUGAUUUUGAGAGACCAAAACAAUCAGAGUUUGUUCCUGCAGAAAGACCUAAACCAAUAAAACCUGGAGACAACCUAAAACCAGAGGGUGAUUUUGAAAGACCUAAACAAGCAGAGUUCAAGCCAGCAGAAAGACUCAAACCAGUGAAGCCAGAAGAUAAUCUCAGACCUGAAGGUGAUUUUGAAAGACGUAAACCAGCUGAAUUUGUACCAGCAGAAAGACCCAAGCCAGUAAAACCUGGUGAUAAUCUCAAACCUGAAGGUGAUUUUGAAAGACCCAAACCAAAAGAAUUUGUUCCUGUGGAAAGGCCAAAACCAGUGAAACCUGAUGACAAUCUCAGACCAGAGGGUGAUUUUGAAACGCGUAAGGUUUCUGAAUUCAUACCUGCUGAGCGCCCUAAACCUGUAAAACCAAAAGAUAAUUUAAAACCAGAAGGUGAUUUUGAAAAGCCAGAGGAAAAACCAUUCAAGCCUGCUGAAAGACCAACUCCAGUCAAACCUGUUGAUAAUUUGAGAACAGAGGGAGAAUUUGUGCAGCGAGAAGUUACUGAAUUUAUAUCAACUGAAAGACCACUCCCUGUUAAACCAACUGAUAACUUAUAUGUAGAGGGAGAAUUCACUAGGAGAGUAGAACAGUGUUAUGUGUCAGUUGAGAGACCCAAACCAAUCAAACCCUCUGAUAAUUUGAAACCAGAAGGAGAAUUCCAACAACCAGAAGAAAUUGAAUUUAUUCCUGCCGAGAGACCCAAACCCAUAAAACCUACUGAUAAUUUGAGACCAGAAGGUGAUUUCGUGAGACGAGAGGAUGUAGAAUUCAUUUCUGUUGAAAGGCCAAAACCAAUCAAACCAACUGACAAUUUAAAACCAGAGGGAGAAUUUCAAAUGCCUGAAGAAGUUGAAUUUAUUCCAGUUCAAAGACCUAAGCCCAUCAAACCCACUGAUAAUUUAAAACCAGAGGGUGAAUUUGAAAGACCAAAGGAUGUGGAGUUUAUUCCUGCUGAAAGACCCAAACCAGUAAAACCCACUGAUAAUCUCAAACCAGAAGGAGAAUUCCAUAAGCCAGAGGUUUGUGAAUUUAUUCCUGCAGAAAGACCAAAACAAGUGAAACCUGGUGACAAUUUGAAACCAGAAGGUGAAUUUGAACGACCAAAACCCAAAGAAUUUGUUCCAGCUGAACGCCCCAAGCCAGUUAAACCAUGUGAUAACCUGAAACCAGAAGGAAAAUUCCAUAAGCCUGAGGUUUGUGAAUUCGUACCAGCAGAAAGGCCAAAACAAGUGAAACCAGAUGACAAUUUGAAACCAGAAGGUGAAUUUGAACGGCCAAAACCUAAAGAGUUUGUGCCUGCAGAACGCCCUAAACCAGUUAGACCAAGUGACAACCUAAAACCUGAAGGAGAAUUCCAUAAGCCUGAAGUUUGUGAGUUUAUACCAGCUGAAAGACCAAAACAAGUUAAACCAGGUGAUAAUUUGAAACCAGAAGGGGAAUUUGAGAGACCAAAACCAAAAGAAUUUGUUCCAGCUGAACGUCCAAAACCGGUGAAACCUAGUGAUAACCUAAGACCUGAAGGAGAAUUCCAUAAGCCUGAGGUUUGUGAGUUUAUACCAGCUGAAAGACCAAAACAAGUUAAACCAGGUGAUAAUUUGAAACCAGAAGGUGAAUUUGAGAGGCCAAAACCAAAAGAAUUUGUUGCAGCUGAACGUCCAAAACCAAUGAAACCUAGUGAUAACCUAAAACCUGAAGGAGAAUUCCAUAAGCCUGAGGUAUGUGAAUUUGUCCCAGUAGAGAGACCAAAAGCAGUAAAACCAAGUGAUAAUUUGAAACCAGAGGGUAAAUUUGAAAGACCAAAACAAACCGAAUUCAAACCUGCUGAAAAAGUGACUAUUGUAAAACAUGAAGAUAAUUUGAAAACUGAAGGUGUAUUUGAAAGCAGAGUUGUGAAUGAAUUUGUACCAGCAGAAAGACCCAAACCAAUAAAACCAUGUGAUAACUUGAAACCAGAGGGAGAGUUUGAAAGACCAGUAGAAACAGAGUUUGUACCAGCUGAAAGAACUACCAUUAUACGCCACACUGAUAAUCUUAGGACUGAAGGUGUCUUUGAAGGUAAACGAAUUGUGAACAAAUAUGUUAGAGCUGAAGUUCCCUCACCAAUUAAACCAACUGAUAACUUGAAACCUGAAGGUAGAAUUGAAGUUCCUGAAAAACCAAAAUUCAUUCCAGCAGAGAAAACCACCAUAAUAAGACAUGAGGACAACUUGAGAACAGAAGAAGCUAUUUUUGAAAGCAGAGUUGUAAAAGAGUUUAUUCAAGCUGAAAAAAGGCAACUUGUAAAACCAGUGGAUAACUUGAAACCUGAAGGUGAAUUUGAGAAGCCAAAAGAAGUGAAAUAUGUACCAGCUGAGAGGCCAAAGCCAAUAAAACCUUCAGAUAAUCUAAAACCUGAAGGUGAAUUUGAGAAACCCAGAGAGGUCGAGUUUAUUCCAAGUGAGCGCCCCAAACCAAUCAAACCAACAGAUAACCUAAAACCAGAGGGAGAAUUUGAAAAACCCAAAGAAGUUGAAUUUGUGCCAGCUGAACGUCCCAAACCAAUUAAACCAGUAGAUAAUCUCAAACCAGAAGGGGAAUUUGAGAAACCUAAGCAAAGUAGAUUUGUUCCAGCAGAAAGGCCCAAACAAAUCAAACCUGGUGAUAACCUUCGACCUGAAGGAGAUUUUGAGAGACCCAAAACUAAAGAAUUUGUACCAGCAGAAAGGCCAAAACCAGUGAAACCUUGUGAUAACCUCAAACCAGAAGGUGAAUUUGAGAAACCCCAUCCUACUAGAUUUGUACCUGCUGAGAAGUCUAAACCCAUCAAACCAUGUGAUAAUCUCAAACCUGAGGGUGAAUUUGAAAGGCCUAAACCAGCUCAAUUUGUACCAGCAGAAAGACCUAAACAAAAGAGACCUGAUGAUAAUCUCCAUCCAGAGGGAGAAUUUGAUAGACCUAAACCAGGUCAAUUUGUACCUGCUGAAAGGCCUAAACAAAAGAAACCUGAUGAUAAUCUUCGGCCAGAGGGUGAAUUUGAUAGGCCCAAACCAGCUCAAUUCGUACCAGCAGAACGUCCAAAACAAAAGAAGCCAUGUGAUAAUCUUAAACCAGAGGGAGAAUUUGAACGACCCAAGCCUUCACAGUUCAAACCAGCUGAGAGGCCAAAACAAAAGAAACCUUGUGAUAAUUUGCAUCCUGAAGGAGAAUUUGAACGUCCCAAACCAAAAGAUUUUAUCCCUGCUGAAAAACCCAAACAAAUUAGACCUGGUGAUAAUCUUAGACCAGAAGGUGAUUUUGAAAGGCCUAAGAAACCCCAAUUUGUAUCAACUGAAAGACCAAAACCUGUUAAACAUCAAGACAAUUUGAAACCAGAAGGUGACUUUGAGAGGCGUAAACCAGCUGGCUAUACCCCAGCUGAAAGGCCCAAACCAAUCAAACCUGAGGACAAUUUACAUCCAGAAGGAGAAUUUGAGAAACCGAAAGCACCUAAAUUUAUUCCUGCAGAACGUCCUAAGCAAGUCAAGCCUUCUGAUAACUUGAAGCCAGAAGGUGACUUUGAGAGACCUAAAUCAACCAAAUUUGUUCCUUCUGAAAGGCCUAAGCCAGUGAAACCCUCUGAUAAUUUGAAGCCUGAAGGUGAAUUUGAACAUCCAAAAUCUCCCAAAUUUGUACCCUCUGAAAGACCAAAACCAAUUAAACCCACAGAUAAUUUAAAACCAGAGGGUGUCUUCCAUAAACCUCAAGAAACCUCAUUUGUGCCUGCUGAGAGGCCUAAACCUAUUAAACACACUGACAAUCUUCGCAUGGAGGGUGAAUUUACUAAACGAGAAAGAACUGAUACAUUUACUGCAGUUGUUGAAGCAGAAAGACCAAAACCAAUCAAACAUACUGAUAAUUUGCGCAUGGAGGGUGAAUUCACAAAACGAGUUAGAACUGAAACUGUAAAAGCAGUUGUUGAAGAACGUCCAAAACUAAUCAAACAUGUGGACAACCUUAAAAUGGAGGGAGAAUUCACAAAACGUGUGAAGUCUGAAACAGUAUCUCACCAAGUUGUUGAAAAGUCUAAACCAAUAAGACCAGUAGAUAAUUUACACAUUGAAAGGGAACAGGUCACUCAGCAAGUUGUCCAGCAACAGCAAGUUGUUCAACAACAGAAAGUUGUCCAGAAGCAGCAAGUUGUUCAGCAACAGCAAGUUGUUCAGCAACAGAAAGUUGAAAGACGUACUGCAAUUAGACAAACUGAUAACUUGAGAAUGGAAGGCACAUUUGAGAGUAGGGUUAGACAUGUUGACCAAAGUCAUGUAGCAGAACGUGUCACGGCAGUUAAACCAAAAGAUAAUCUGAGACCAGAAGGUGAUUUUGUAAGGCGCCCUGUCCAAAAUGUACAAGUUCAAACUGAAAGGGUGCAAGUUGUUAAGCAUCAAGAUAAUUUGAAAAUGGAAGGUCACUUUGAGACUAGGAAGAAAAGUGAAGCCUUCUUCAUUGCUGCAGAAAGAGUAGUACCCAAAAAACCACAGAGUACAUUGAAACCUGAGGGUCCAAUGAUGAUAGAACCUAAGAAAGAUUUUACAUCAAUUCAAUCUAACAGAGUUACUGCUAUUAGACCCAGAGACAAUCUAAGAGUAGAAGGAGAAUUUGUAAAACGUGUUGUUGGUGUUAGUGAACAACACACCACUCAACAAACAGUCAAUACUUCUGAACGCAUUACUCAACAAACUGUAGGUGCCAUUGAACGUACCAGAGUAAUAAAGCAAGAAGAUAACCUGAGAAUUGGCAAAACAGAAUCCAACAAAGUUGACCUUUCUAAAUUAAAGCUCACUGAUGAAAAUAAAUUCAAUACAAUCACCUUGAGAGAUAACCGCAGUCAAGUGAGACAAAAUCUACAAAUGACACAUCAUCAAAAUGAACUCCAACGUAAUGAAAUUAUUCGCCAAGAACAAAUUAGAAGGCAAACAGAAGGUUAUACAAGAAUUGAGAAGAGUCAUGCUGAAUCUAAACAUACUGAAAUGUCAUCCUUAGACAGAAGAAUUCUUGACAACAGCACAAGGAAUGAAACAUUACAAAGCAGAAGGGUGCUGACUGAAUCUCAACAAACUGCUGGUCCUACAACUCCACAACUAAAUGGUCAUCACUCAGAGCACACUAGUGUUAGAAAAGAAAUUCGAAGCACAGGUUCUGAGCAAACCAAACUAAAUCUUGAUCAAAUCACACAAAGACUGCAGGAUGUAAAUCGUUAUAUAGAAAAAGGCAACAUACAGGACACAUCCAGUAGAAUAAUUUCAAACAGUUCUACUAGUCAAAACCUUGGCAAAAGCUCAAUUAUUGGAGAAACAUCUCGUACCUCUUCUGAAACAAAAUCUUCAAGUAGCAGUCGCAUUAUGAGUGGCCAAACUACACAAAACAUUUUAAAUAUUGGAAGCACAUCCUCUACUAGUCGAACAAUAACAGAUGAAAAAACCACCCAAGGAGAAGUUGGUGCUAAAAUCAAUAUAGCUCCAACCUACAGACCCACAAGUCAAGUAGAUGGCCAAUGUUUAAGUCGUUCCAAUAAUUUAGGUUCUCAAAGUGCUACCCAUGAAUUCAUUUCAAAAACUUACCUUUCUGAUCAACAUGCGCCAACUACCAGUCAAGUUAUUCGUACAACAGUCCAAGAUACAAAAAAUCUACAAUCUGGAUCUCAGUCAUCAGUCACAGAGAGAUUAUCAAAAGAAAGCUCAUCCAGUACUCACCACCGAAAAAAUCUUAUCAGUUCAACAUCUGAAGAUGUUAGUAAUUCAGUACUACAUAGAAAAGGGAUGGUUGUAAAUGUCCCUGAGCCUGGUAUCCAUGCUAUUUCCACUACAGCCGCUGUUCAACGUAAAAGUAUUCAAAAUAUCGAUGGUCAGUUCUGCUCACAACAACAAUCUGAUCGUAAAAGUCUGAGUUCCCUUCACAGGCAAGGUGUCUCUGAUAGUCAUGCUCAUAAUACACACACCUAUACUAGAAGGCAAAAUGAUAAUUUGGCUGUUGGUACCUCUGGUCAAUUUUCCAAUGAAUCUGAAUCCCGCAGUUAUGGUAGUUUUACUGAAUCUCAAAGAGUUAAAACAACAAAAAGCUACAACACCUCGCAAAUUAGUUUUGGAGCUGAUUAUUCCAAACAAAAUGUGCAUUCAUCUUAUCGCAAAGAAUUCACACCUCGUGUGACAGGACCCUGUCCUGCAGCAUCAAUAGUUACCAAUCAAGCACCAACUAGUUUCCAACAUACCAGAGAUACUAAAUCACACAAAUUCUAUAAGUCGAGUGAGAGUAAUUCACAAAGUACAUCAAAGUAAUUCAAAACUUGGCUUUUUAGACUUAAUACCCUCAGCUUAUGUAUCAUGUUCACCUUUUCCUCCCUUUGAGAAAUAUCAAAAAUUUUAAUUAUUAGCUAUGAAAUUUGAAAAAUUUGAAUGUGAUAAUUUUUUUCAAUACCACCUUUGAAUUUAUUAUUAUAGGGAAAUCCCAUUUUGAAUGUGAUAAUUUUUUUAAUACCGCCAUUGAAUUUUUCAUUAUAUUAUUUGUAGUCAUUUACUUUCACUAACAAAACUUUUACAUAAUAUUGCAACCUACGAGAGUUGUUUUUCUUUUAAUAUAAAAUGUGUGUAUUAUCCUAUAGUAUUUAUUUUUUUAUUUAUAAUGUUGAUCAUUUUUUUCUGUUAUUAACAGUAUGUUUUAAAUUGCUUUUUCUAAUAUAAAUGUUAAUCAUUGA